Messenger RNA from Komagataella phaffii GS115, 348 nucleotides. RefSeq lists its product as hypothetical. Bases 1 to 348 code for a protein of 115 amino acids. The record is from RefSeq and is a predicted model, not a curated record. The transcript has a single exon. Gene Ontology annotation, molecular function: RNA binding. Gene Ontology annotation, cellular component: U4 snRNP; spliceosomal tri-snRNP complex; catalytic step 2 spliceosome. Gene Ontology annotation, biological process: spliceosomal snRNP assembly; RNA processing. NCBI's taxonomy places the organism in Eukaryota, Fungi, Ascomycota, Pichiomycetes, Pichiales, Pichiaceae.
AUGAAGUUAGUAAGGUUCUUGAUGAAGCUUAUAUCGGAGCAAGUGCAAGUUGAACUAAAGAACGGAACAAUUGUCAGCGGUACCAUCAUCUCGGUGACGCCGUCUAUGAAUAUCAACCUGAAAAACGUUAAAAUGACAGUUAGAAACAGAAACCCGGUCAGCCUGGAGUUUAUAAAUAUAAGAGGAAACAACGUUCGUAUCGUGAUCUUGCCGGAUAAUUUGAAUUUAGAUAGCCUUUUGACAGACUCAUUGGUCAAGCCUAAGAAUAAAGUGGCCAAGAAAGAUCCAAUCAGAGGUGGACCAAGAGUUGGCAGAGAUAAACCCAGACCAUCUGCUAGGGCUUUCUAA